AUGAAGAAGGAGCAUUCUUGCAGAAUAGGGUACAUCGUCCACGAGGCCGAUAGAGAGAGCUCGGGGGUUCGAUCGCCGAAGGGGAAAUUUGUCAAAAACGGACGCCGGCAGUUACUGUUCAAAACAGAAGCGAAUCGCAUCUCUACAUGCAAUGGCUUCAAUUUGCUCGGGUUCAGAGGCAUUGACGAACUUGGCAAAUCCCCCAACACAAUAGCCCUGAUCGUUGCGAAUAAUGCCAGCGAUAGCACCAGUAGAGUCUCCAGGAAAAAGGGAUCCAUCAACAUUUAUUUUCAGAGUACCUACUGGGGAAGGUGUCCACCGAAGAGAUGUUGUGCUGAUGACGCGCCCAGGACCGGGACGUUGCCGCUGGAAUAUGAAGCUGUUACGGGCCUUCCAGAGUUGCCACAAAGUCUGAGCCACCAUUGGCGUGGACGGGCCUUGAUGAUGGAGGUCAGCUUUCCAGCAUUGAACAUAGCAAGAAUAAGUGCUCAAGGGUUUUCGGUUGGCAUAGGCAAAGAGAGCAUCGUGGGUCAGGUAAAAUAUUGCGCUUGCAUAAAUUAACUGCAGUAGGCAACGCGUCUUGACAGAUGCACCAUAAGAAAUGUUUGAUUUUGAG
Molecule: messenger RNA, 616 nt
Organism: Rhodamnia argentea
Lineage: Eukaryota; Viridiplantae; Streptophyta; Magnoliopsida; Myrtales; Myrtaceae
Exons: 4
Coding region: 1-561 (186 amino acids)
Source: RefSeq, a predicted model, not a curated record